GAAUAUCCCAAAAUCCAAAUACAAAAGAGUAUAUAAUGGUUCUUGAAUAUGCAGAAGGUGGAAACUUCAUUAAUUAUUUAAAGGAAAAGUGUGAAGUUUUUGAUUGGUCUAAUGGAUUAAAAAUAUUAACUGACAUUAUUAUUGGUCUAAAUACAAUUCAUCAAAAACAGAUGAUUCACCGUGAUUUUCAUAUUGGCAAUAUAUUAUUUAAAAAAUUACAUAAUUAUAAUGUGUGUAUUUCUGACAUGGGAUUAUGUAAAAAAAUUGAUGAUAUUAAUGAAACAAGUAUUUAUGGAGUUAUGCCUUAUGUAGCUCCUGAAGUGUUAAAAGGAAAUCCUUAUACUCAAGCAGCAGAUAUAUACAGCUUUGGUAUGAUUAUGUAUGUCAUAGCAACUGGUAAACAACCUUUUGCUAAUUGUGCUCAUGAUGAGGUUCUAGCAUUAAAUAUAUGUAAUGGAAUUAGACCUGGAAUAAACGAUCAAAUUACACCAAAAUCUUAUAAGUUAUAA
This is a messenger RNA of Rhizophagus irregularis DAOM 181602=DAOM 197198, 509 nucleotides long. The record is from RefSeq and is a predicted model, not a curated record. NCBI's taxonomy places the organism in Eukaryota, Fungi, Glomeromycota, Glomeromycetes, Glomerales, Glomeraceae.